Saprolegnia diclina VS20 is the source of this 1638-nucleotide messenger RNA. RefSeq lists its product as hypothetical. The record is from RefSeq and is a predicted model, not a curated record. The transcript has 4 exons. NCBI's taxonomy places the organism in Eukaryota, Oomycota, Saprolegniomycetes, Saprolegniales, Saprolegniaceae. The coding region runs from base 51 to 1571 and encodes 506 amino acids.
CGUGAAACGGGCGUCGUUUGGUAGUGACUUAGUUUUUUACAAUUUUAUUUAUGCACGCCUUGGUGCCACGGCCCGAGACGCCGCACGGCCGCCUUGAGGUCGCGGACGACGACGACCUCCUCGUGUUUACGGUUCCCAAGGUCACAAGUCCAUGGCGGCACCGCAGUGACGACACUGUCCCCGAGCUCGACGACCGCCCGCCAUCGCCAGCGCGGCUCGUACCGCUCCCGUACCGUCCGGUGCCGCGCCGGGCGUCACCAACGCGAAAAGCCAAUCACAUCCCCCCGCUCCGUGACGCGCCGCCGCCGCCGACCUCGGACAGCGAGCCGAUGUUGGCCAAGCUCAUUCCAAUCCUCGGCGACCACGUCGGCGACGUAUACGCCCACGUCGAAGCCAUCCACGCGGCACAUGUACGCAAGCUGCACGAUGAGCGGCGGUCGCCAUCCUGCGUGUUGACGUUCAACGAACAAGCGGCGGUCCAGCCCGAGCUGCUACGGGCGCGCCACGACGAGUGGCGGCUACUUCGGGAGCAGCGCGAAGAAGACUGCGUUAUCAACCGCGAACGCCGGCUCCAAGAAUAUUCGGAUCAUGUUGAAGCGCAGACGACAGCCUAUCGGCGCGAAGUACGCGCCCGCGCCAAGCACCACACCUUGCUACAAGCGUCCUUGCGUCAAGUCCUUGCACCGCUAUUGGUCGCGGCCGCCGCGCAGUUCAUUUUGCGCGGAGUCAAGAUGCGCUGGGCGGCGGCCGCGCUUCAGGCCACGGUGCGCCGCUGUGCGCGGCACUGGCGCCAUCUGACGCAGCAGCAUCUCGCGCUCUCGAAUGCCGCGACGAUGCUUCAGCUCUGGCUUCGCGAAAGCGUCAAAAUCAAGACGGUUGCGCUCAAAGUCUUUUACGGACUUCGCAUCUUUACGCGAAAAGUGACCCUUGUCCAAACGUUUUGGCGCCAGCACGUGGCGAUCACCGCGUAUCGCCGACGCAAGCUGCUGCGCAUGUGGUCCGACUUCGAGCUCGUGGAGCCGCCACCGGUCGUGCUGCCCGAGCCCGAGAUCGCCCAGAAACGGGACAAGAAGCCACCGGGAGGUCGCCGGCGCUCCAAGAAGCCAGAGGUUCCGGAAGAGACAAAGCGGCCGUACCCGACGUUGCCGUACCCGUACCCGAAAUUUGAAAUCGCACUGCGCCUCGCCAUCAUCGACCAAGUGCUUGCCGAGUACCAAGUGUCGCUGCGCCGCCGGUUCCGCGCGCUUGAGGAGGACUUUUAUCCGUACCUGCUCGAGUGCCUCCAGGGCUUGGAGAAGGACGCACCAAGAAGCCGCGUGCGCGAGAAAGCACAGCGGUAUCGGCUUCUCGGCGCGGUGCAUGCGCAGCUCACGCGCAUGCCUGGCGCGCUCGACGCGCAAGCCAGCGACGGCUACGCGCAGCUCACGCUGGCCGCGUCCAUUGACAUGUGUGCGAUGCUGCACCGUGCGAACGAGCGGCUCAACCCAGCAUUGUACAUCAACACCGUCGGGCCCAACGACCCCCCGCCGAUCAAUCGCCGCGGUUCGAGCAAGCGCCUCAGUAUCGGCUAGUCAUUUUAUGCUUCGAAAUGCGGGGUUCCAUGUUCCCUUUAAUCGAGUUCGACAGAAGUCUCUCCGA